UUCUGACUCGAGUUAACUCAGACAAAACUCAGCUCGCUCUUCACCAAUCUGGGAUAUAUGCGGUCUUCCUGCCACGCUAGGACCCCCGCAACGAUAGGAACGAGAUAGCAGAGGAGGGCAGCUCAGAGGGGCAGGCACGUACACAGAGGCGCCCAACAUGCGUUCGCCUUCAAGAAGUGCGUCUGACGAAGAUCCCGGCGAGAUCGUCCCUCGUUGACAAUCCCCUCCGAAAUCAAGCGAAUCGGCGAAAUCUGGGAUCUGGAGCACCCGAGAAAAUAACUGAAAAUCGGAUCGGGCUUUUGUCCCCCAAGCCAUGGCCCAAUGGAAAGAAGGACGGACGUCGGACGAGACUUCUUUCAAUCUGCCCGGAUAUGUCGACGCCUAGAUGGCAUCAUAAGCGUAUUAUGCAUCAUGGCCUCAAGCUCAGCUGUGUAUGCUCGAGCUUCCCUGUUCCCGGUUAAGCGUCUCGAUCCCAUCUCCCUUGGCUGGCCCUCAUAAAACGCCGUGAGGACUAUAUAAGACAUCCACACUCGUCUUGUACUCGGUCAUCCUCCUCCCAUUUGCCUCUCCGGGCUCUAAUCGGUACACGUCGCGUCGCGUCACGCAUAUCAAUACCCAUACCAGCACCUCAUACCCUUUCGUCACACAUCUCAACACUCACCUUAGUGGCACCACAUCUUCAUCGUCGGCCCCACUCCUGACGUGACACACCAACACCACAUCACCCUUACCGACUCCACGCACGCAUCCUCGAACAAGCACCCCCACCAUGCCGCCCUUCUUCGAGAUCGCCGUCGCCCGCUUCGGCCAGUCACCCUCAAGCGUCUCAUGGGCCAUCGCCGUUGUCUUCACACCCGCUACCGGCCACGCCAUGCUCUACAAGCUCUCCUCCCCAUCCUCAUCCUCAUCAUCGCCCGCUUCCUCACCCAUGUCACCAACAAGUCCCGGCGGUUCCCUGGCACUGGACAUGCCCCAGUCCGUCACGCUCCGCGAAGGCGCGGACGAAUACUGGGGGCGCGUCACCGUCGGUCGCGUAGACGCGGACCGGAUGCCGCAGUUCAGCAAGGUGCUCAUGGAGCUCCCUGUGCCCUCGCCGUCGAGUAGCAGCAAUCCGGGCGAGCCGGUGUGCCGCCGGUGGGUCGCAGACGCGCUCGCGGCCCUGCGGGAGGACGGGCACUUUGUCGAGAAGCACGUGACGAAGCAGUGGCUGGUCGAGAAGAUGGGCAAGUGAGCGGACGGUGGCAGAUGUUUUUAUCUUGGAGGAAGGCGGGGUGCGCGGAUGUCACAUAGACAUGCAGGCUUGUUGCUCGUCCGCAUCGCUCCAUGUUUCGUGCGAGGCGUGUAUGGACGAUGCUGGUGCUUGUGAGCGCGUGCGUUCCGCGAUGGACGAUCCGAACCGAGGCUUUUCUCGGUGUAGUGUGUGGAGUGGCACUGGGCGCGGACGAGAGGGGGUUAGCAGGCACUGGUGCAUGACGAUUUGGACAUGACAGUUUGGAUAUACCGGCUUCUGCGAAAGUGGAUACAUACAAACAAUACCACUUACCACAAACCACCAAAACAUGACCUCUCUAGAUCUUCCCUCGUAUACGCAGAUAGGAGAACGCACAUUGGCUACGUAACUUAGAGCACACUCAUCCAGGCACUGUACUCCAUGCAUUACCAUUCUAUACCACGAACAAACCCCUGCGAAUCUUCUCUCGAUCUCAUACUUCACUGUGGACUUUUUUCUCUCGAGUUCAUCGUUACUUCAAUCUACAAUAUCUAUAGACUGUCAUUUCCGCUCAAAUAUCUCUCGCGGUCUCUUCGCUUUCGAGAGAGUAGCAAUACUACAUCUAUUCUCGCG
Coniophora puteana RWD-64-598 SS2 is the source of this 1843-nucleotide messenger RNA. RefSeq lists its product as uncharacterized. The record is from RefSeq and is a predicted model, not a curated record. The transcript is spliced from 3 exons. The coding region runs from base 770 to 1231 and encodes 153 amino acids. Lineage: Eukaryota; Fungi; Basidiomycota; Agaricomycetes; Boletales; Coniophoraceae.